Messenger RNA from Myotis daubentonii (Daubenton's bat), 1209 nucleotides. RefSeq names its product doublecortin (gene DCX). Gene Ontology annotation, cellular component: axoneme; neuron projection. Lineage: Eukaryota; Metazoa; Chordata; Mammalia; Chiroptera; Vespertilionidae. Gene Ontology annotation, biological process: photoreceptor cell development; intracellular signal transduction; retina development in camera-type eye. The record is from RefSeq and is a predicted model, not a curated record. Gene Ontology annotation, molecular function: microtubule binding.
UGGAUCUGGCUAAUAUUUGAUUUUUUUCUCCCCACUGUUUUUUCUUUCCUCUUUUCACCCUGACCCUUUUCUCCAAUACUCAGGUAUUUGAGGUUCCACUAAAAUAUGGAACUUGAUUUUGGACAUUUUGACGAAAGAGAUAAGGCAUCCAGGAACAUGCGAGGCUCACGGAUGAAUGGGCUGCCUAGCCCCACUCACAGCGCCCAUUGUAGCUUCUACCGAACCAGAACCUUGCAGGCACUGAGCAAUGAGAAGAAAGCCAAGAAGGUACGUUUCUACCGCAAUGGGGACCGCUACUUCAAGGGGAUUGUGUACGCUGUGUCCUCUGACCGUUUUCGCAGCUUUGAUGCAUUGCUGGCUGACCUGACUCGGUCUCUGUCUGACAACAUCAACCUGCCUCAGGGAGUGCGUUACAUUUACACCAUUGAUGGAUCCAGGAAAAUCGGAAGCAUGGAUGAACUUGAGGAAGGGGAAAGCUAUGUUUGUUCCUCAGACAACUUCUUUAAAAAGGUGGAGUACACCAAGAAUGUCAAUCCCAACUGGUCUGUCAAUGUGAAGACAUCUGCCAACAUGAAAGCCCCCCAAUCCCUGGCUAGCAGCAACAGUGCCCAGGCCAGGGAGAACAAAGACUUUGUGCGCCCCAAGCUGGUGACCAUCAUCCGCAGUGGGGUGAAACCUCGGAAGGCUGUGCGUGUGCUUCUGAACAAGAAGACAGCCCACUCUUUUGAGCAAGUCCUCACUGAUAUCACUGAAGCCAUCAAACUAGAGACUGGGGUUGUCAAAAAACUCUACACUCUGGAUGGAAAACAGGUAACUUGUCUCCAUGAUUUCUUUGGUGAUGACGAUGUAUUUAUUGCCUGUGGUCCUGAAAAAUUUCGCUAUGCUCAGGAUGACUUUUCUCUGGAUGAAAAUGAAUGCCGAGUCAUGAAAGGAAACCCUUCAGCCACAGCUGGUCCAAAGGCAUCCCCAACACCUCAGAAGAGUUCAGCUAAGAGCCCUGGCCCCAUGCGCAGGAGCAAGUCUCCAGCUGACUCAGGUAACGACCAAGACGCAAAUGGAACCUCCAGCAGCCAGCUCUCUACCCCCAAGUCUAAGCAGUCUCCCAUCUCUACACCUACCAGUCCUGGCAGCCUCCGGAAGCACAAGACUCAGUGUGAGAUGGGAAAGGCAAAAUUCACCAAUGUGGCCAACUGCAUCACAGAACCAUAG